UUUUGAGUUUCUCGUACUAAUGGCAUCUUCUUCUUCAACUCUGCUGCUUCCAUUAGGUAAAAGCCCAUUUGAUAGCUCUCAAGGGAUUUGUAGUAGGAAAUUUUCAAGUGGGGUUGUGAGAUGUUCUAAUUUGGAACUCAAGGCUUCAAAUUGCGAUGAAAUUAAGCUAAGUAAGAGAAGAAGGGAAGUGAUUGGAUUGAUGCUUGGAGCUUCAAGUCUGUUUGUUGAGUCAUUUGCAGCCAAUGGAGCUGGGUUGCCUCCUGAGGACAAGCCUAAGCUCUGUGAUGUUGCUUGUGAAAAGGAGCUUGAAAAUGUAUGGUGAGAUUACCUACCCCUUUAUCUGUAAACAAUUUUUUUUGGGUAUUGUUUUACUAUAUUUGAUAUGUUUACCACUUAGGCAGACCAAAUUAGGAGUAGGACACUAUAUUAUCUGCAUGGGUAUUGUUUUCUUUCUUUCACUUGGAUUGGUACUCUCAAAGAAAAAAGAUUGGUAGUUUCUGUCAAAGGAGCAAAGGAAGCUAUUUGCUUAAUUGAGAAUUUCUAAGAAAGGUAUUUUAUUCACUUUCAUAAUUUGAUUAAUAUCUAAAUCUUAAUUUAUAUAUAAAUUAAUUUGUUGAUGCUGUCUGUUUUUUAUUUUUCUGCUUGGGAUUUUCUGGGUUAGAAUCGGUUUAGAAAGGGGUGCUGCUGGGUUUUAUUUUCUGGG
Molecule: messenger RNA, 703 nt
Organism: Cannabis sativa
Lineage: Eukaryota; Viridiplantae; Streptophyta; Magnoliopsida; Rosales; Cannabaceae
Product: peptidyl-prolyl cis-trans isomerase FKBP16-3, chloroplastic-like
Exons: 2
Coding region: 20-322 (100 amino acids)
Source: RefSeq, a predicted model, not a curated record